Bufo bufo (common toad) is the source of this 414-nucleotide messenger RNA. Its product is annotated as NADH dehydrogenase [ubiquinone] 1 alpha subcomplex subunit 3-like. The coding region runs from base 18 to 278 and encodes 86 amino acids. NCBI's taxonomy places the organism in Eukaryota, Metazoa, Chordata, Amphibia, Anura, Bufonidae. The transcript has a single exon. The record is from RefSeq and is a predicted model, not a curated record. Gene Ontology annotation, cellular component: mitochondrial inner membrane.
GCAGGUCAGAGGGAAAGAUGGCUGUGCUCUCUAGAGUGGGUGCAUUCCUGAAAAAUGCCUGGAAUAAAGAACCUGUCAUAACUGUGUCCGCUGGCAUUGGAAUUUUGGCUCUUGUACUCCCUUUUAUCAGUCCUUACACCAAAUGCGCCUCCAUGUACAACCAAGUAGUACCGUAUAACUACCCAGUCCCAGUUCGAGAUGAUGGGAACAUGCCAGAUAUCCCCAGCCAUCCCUCUGACAAAGUUGGGCCCAACUUGGAUUGGCUGAAGAAGCUGUAAUUCUGAAGACCCACUUGCAGUUUGUGUCCCAUCGGGAAUCUUCUAUGGACUUCUUCUUGCUUUCACGUCUCAUGGUCACACUUUGUGUCGUGUCAGCUAGUAUUGCAGAAAUAUGAAUAAAUGAUUCCUCUGGAGA